Peromyscus eremicus (cactus mouse) is the source of this 2841-nucleotide messenger RNA. It is a transcript of the gene Tmod3, whose product is annotated as tropomodulin 3. The record is from RefSeq and is a predicted model, not a curated record. Gene Ontology annotation, biological process: pointed-end actin filament capping; muscle contraction; myofibril assembly. Lineage: Eukaryota; Metazoa; Chordata; Mammalia; Rodentia; Cricetidae. The transcript has 10 exons. Gene Ontology annotation, cellular component: striated muscle thin filament; myofibril. Gene Ontology annotation, molecular function: tropomyosin binding. Bases 218 to 1276 code for a protein of 352 amino acids.
GAGGGGAAGAGGGAACCAGCAACACAGACAUCGCGGUCGGGUUUUGGGGGCGCCGCUGGGCGGGAGGAUCCGGCAACUCCCUGAAGUUGCGGCACCGCGGAGCGUGGGCGCAGAGAAGAGCGAUUUAAAUCUUGCGGGCUGUGCAGGGGGCUCGGCGGCCGGACGCCAGCAGCUAUCAGAAGUGGGGCAAAUCACGUGGCUUCCUACACUGCGAACCAUGGCACUGCCGUUCCGGAAGGACUUGGGGGAGUAUAAGGACUUGGAUGAAGAUGAGCUCCUUGGCAAUCUGUCAGAAGCAGAGCUGAAACAGCUCGAAACUGUCCUGGAUGAUCUUGACCCUGAGAAUGCCCUUCUGCCUGCAGGGUUUCGGCAGAAGAACCAGACCUCAAAGUCCGCCACGGGACCCUUUGAUAGAGAACGUCUCCUUUCUUAUCUAGAGAAGGAGGCACUGGAGCAUAAAGACCGGGAAGACUAUGUGCCCUACACUGGAGAGAAAAAAGGGAAAAUUUUUAUCCCCAAACAGAAACCUGUGCAGACUUUUACAGAAGACAACAUAUCCCUUGAUCCAGAAUUAGAAGAAGCUUUGACAAGUGCCUCUGAUACAGAAUUGUGUGACCUUGCAGCUAUUCUUGGAAUGCACAAUCUGAUCACAAACUCACAGUUCUGUGAUGUGGUGGGGAGCAGUAAUGGCGUCGACCAAGAACAUUUUUCAAAUGUGGUAAAAGGUGAAAAGAUUCUUCCAGUGUUUGAUGAGCCUCCAAAUCCAACCAACGUUGAAGAGAGUUUAAAGAGAAUUAAGGAAAAUGAUUCCCGUCUUGUUGAAGUUAAUUUGAAUAAUAUAAAAAAUAUCCCAAUUCCAACUCUAAAAGAUUUUGCUAAGACUUUGGAAACCAACACACAUGUGAAACACUUCAGUCUUGCAGCCACCAGGAGCAAUGACCCCGUGGCUGCCGCGUUUGCAGAUAUGCUAAAAGUGAACCGAACUUUGAAGAGUUUAAAUAUGGAGUCCAACUUCAUCACAGGCACUGGGGUUUUGGCACUGAUUGAUGCUUUGAGAGACAAUGAGACCCUGACAGAGCUCAAGAUUGACAAUCAGAGACAGCAGUUGGGCACAGCUGUAGAAUUAGAAAUGGCCAAGAUGCUCGAAGAAAAUACAAAUAUCCUUAAAUUUGGGUAUCAGUUCACGCAGCAGGGACCCCGAACCAGGGCAGCCAAUGCUAUAACGAAAAACAACGACUUAGUGCGCAAGAGGCGAGUUGAAGGAGACCACCAGUAAGAGUGCCAUGGGUAACCUUUGGAAGCCUGCAGAUUACCAAAGGCUCCUGUUGGUGACAGCAGAUGUAAAAAUGUCCUGGGUAGAAGGGAAAAGACUGGAAAUCUUUUUUUAACCAUAUGCAUUAUUUUCCUAGCUUAAAGUAUUAUGUUUGAUUUGUAAAAUCAGUAAUUAGUAUUUUAUACUUGUAGCCUUUCUACUGAAAUCAUUUUAAUUUAGAUUAAUUGAAUGGUUUAUAAUUUUUAGAUAAAAAUGCAGGUGUAGAAAGUUUAAGAAGUCAUGUAUGUAAGAAUAAUUUGAACACCUUGAGGACCAAUCUUUUUUAAAUCAAAAAGGGACAUUGCUGACCGACCCACUGCUAAUGUUGCUUCUUGUACAUAAAGGAUAGGGCACAUGGCUGUUUCCUUUUUUAAAAAUCCAUGAAUUUGGGGCUAGGUAGUGGUGGCACAUGCCUUUAAUCCCAGCACUCUGGAGGCAGAGCCAGGCGGAUCUCUGUGAGUUCGAGGCCAGCCUGGUCUAUCUACAGCGCGAGAUCCAGGACAGGCAGCAAAACUACAGAGAAACCCUGUCUCGAAAACCAAAACAAAACCCAUGAAUUUGGCAAGAGUUUGCUUUUUCCUUAUUAGGGAAAUAAAAUUUCAGAAUUUUAAAAGAUGACUCAUAAUCUGAUAUAUCUACAUAAUCCAAAGCAGGCCUCCAGGAGACGACCGGUCCUCUUCUGGGAGACAGAACAGUCCCCUGCGUUGCAGGUUUCUGUACUUGUUCAAUGGACCUCAGCUGCACUGGGGUUGGUUUUUUGUUUUUUUGCAUUCGUUUGUUUGUUAAUAGUCCUUAAUCCUGCCCCACAGCCUACCUUGUUUGAAAGUAUAGUUAUAUCUAAGGUUACUACAGUAUUUCAUCUUGCUGUGGGCAUUAAAUUUCUGUAAAAGCUAAUGGUUAAAAAAGCAUCCAAGUAGAGAGGUUCUUUUCUUCUCCACAAAAGGCUCUUGGCCAAUACUCAGUUAGUUAGAGUAAAAGAAAAAAGAAAGGGUGCUGUUAGAUAAUGGAGGGAGUCCACGCCCCAAAACUCGCAGGAUGGCUAUUAAACUGGUGAGCACUGUCAGUUAGAAACUAAAACAUGAGCUAGCUCUGAUGGCUCGCUCCUGUGAUCCUAGCACCUGAGAAGCUGAGAAAGGAAUAUUUCCAGAUGUUCAAAGCCAGGCUGGACCACAUAGGAAAUUCCAGGUUAGCCUGUGAAUGUGAGAACCUGUGUCAAGAAAAGAAAGAUCUGUACCGUGUGGUAAGACGCUUCCUAUGUGACUCCACAGGUGCAGUGCAGCAUUUCAUGAACAGUUAAUCCCCACUCCACAGUGUACCAGCCAAUCACAAAAACUGCUAUUUUCAGAAACCCAGCCUUAGUAGGUGCUGCCUUUCUUCUUGUACUUUUAAAACUCCAUAUGGUAAAGAAAGAGAAAAAAAAAAGUUGUAUAGCAUAGGUUAUCUUAAUGACCCAGGCGUUAGAGUGAGGACUUGAGCAGCAUACCACAGAGUGGGGUUGGGCGAGGCUGCACACUGAUGCCCUUCUUGAG